UGGUUUGUGCGGUCACUAGAUUUGACACGACCCCUCGCUCGUUCUUCAAAGUUUGCGGGCACGUGGACGAACAACAUGUGCCGCCUACCUCGCUAAUUAUUAUUAAAAAACUAGCGUCAUCGCAAUCGUAGAGUCAGUUUUUCGACCCAGUUGCGUGGAUUUAAAGGCACACCAUGGCUCUUUACAAUUUCAAGAAGAUCGCUGUCGUUCCUACGGCUAAGGAAUUCAUUGAUAUAACAUUAUCAAAAGUACAGCGCAAAACCCCAACUGUCAUCCAUAAACAAUAUGCCAUUUCUCGAAUUCGUGCUUUUUAUACAAGGAAAGUCAAGUUUGCACAACAGACUUUCCACGAUCGCCUUAGUCAAAUUAUUCAGGAGUUCCCAAAGCUCGAUGAUGUUCAUCCAUUCUAUGCUGACUUGAUGAACGUUCUGUACGACAAGGAUCACUACAAAUUGGCUCUGGGUCAAAUAAAUACAGCUAGGCAUUUAAUAGACAGCGUUGCUAAAGAGUAUGUACGUCUGCUGAAAUAUGGAGACUCUCUAUACAGAUGUAAACAGUUGAAAAAGGCUGCUCUUGGUCGUAUGGCCACUAUAAUGAAGAGACAAGCAACAAAUUUAACAUAUCUGGAACAAGUUAGACAGCAUCUGGCAAGAUUGCCAAGCAUUGAUCCAUACACAAGAACUAUCAUCAUUUGUGGUUUCCCCAAUGUUGGAAAAAGUAGUUUCAUUAACAAGAUUACCAGAGCUGAUGUUGAGGUGCAGCCAUAUGCUUUCACAACAAAAUCACUGUACGUUGGUCACACGGAUUACAAAUAUUUGAGAUGGCAAGUGAUUGACACGCCUGGAAUUUUGGAUCAUCCAUUAGAAGAAAGAAAUACCAUUGAAAUGCAAGCUGUCACUGCUUUAGCCCACUUGAGAGCUGCUGUACUCUAUUUCUUUGAUAUUUCGGAGCAAUGCGGACAUUCUCUAGAUGAACAGAUGAAACUUUAUGAAUCCAUCAAACCUCUUUUCCAAAACAAACCACUACUCAUUGUUGUCAACAAAGUCGAUGUUUUACGUUUAGAAGAACUGCCAGAAGAAAAAAGAAGCAUCUUAAAAGAAUUAGAGAACGAUGAAAAGAUCCCUUUGAUUGAAAUGAGCACCGUCACAGACUUUGGAGUAAUGGACGUUAAGACUCAAGCUUGCGAAAAAUUGUUGGAAUUCCGCGUUGAUCAAAAGAUAAAGACAAAGAAGGUUGAGGGAUUAUUAAAUCGCCUGCACGUCGCUACACCAGCACCAAGAGACAACAAAGUUCGAGCUCCAUGCAUACCAGAAAGUGUUCUUCAGAAGAGAAUGUUACAAGCUGCCAAGGCUGAGAGAAAGAAGAAACUGGAGCGCGAAAUCGAAGAGGAAAUGGGUGACGACUACGUUCUGGAUCUCAAGAAGAACUAUGACAUCGAAGGCGAUCAAAAGUAUGACAUAAUUCCAGAAUUCUGGGAAGGUCAUAACGUUGCGGAUUACAUUGACCCCGAGAUAUUUGAGAAACUUAAUGCUCUGGAAAAGGAAGAAGAUAUGCGAAUCGAGGCUGGCGUCUACGAUUACAAGGUGCCAGAGUUGACUGAGACUAUGAAAGAAAUUCAAGAGCUUGCUAAACAAAUUCGUGAGAAAAAGAUUAUUAUGAAGGACGAAUCUAGAGUCAACAAACAAUCGACUAAACCAGUCAUGCCUCGUACGGCCGUAGCUAGGGGCCGCGACCGUUCAGUAUCAAGACUGCGUAACGAAAUGGAAGAUUUGGGAGUCGAUAUGGAGGACACAGAAAACGCUCAUUUCACGAAAACAAGGAAACGAAGCAGAUCAGUAUCGCAAAACGUGGAUCGCAAACGGCAACGUCUUGAGUCGACCUCGAGAGCUCGCAGUAGUUCAAGGCCUGCUAGGGAUGAAAUGGGAAUUAAAGAUAAUAAGAUGAAGACCAAACUCAAGAACAUUGCUCACAAAGCAAUCAGGAAGAAGGUUGCCAAGAAGGGUCUCAAAGGUGAAGCUGACAGAUUCAUUGGAAACAAAAUGCCUAAACAUUUGUUCUCUGGCAAACGAGGAACUGGCAAAACUGAUAGACGAUAGACUACUGUAUUUAUAUUGUUACAAUAUAAAAUUUCAAAUCAUAUAAUUAUAGUUUUUAUAAUAUAGAAAAACAAUAAAUUACACUGUACAGAAAGACAAAAUUAA
Messenger RNA from Nasonia vitripennis (jewel wasp), 2201 nucleotides. It is a transcript of the gene Non1, whose product is annotated as nucleolar GTP-binding protein 1. Gene Ontology annotation, biological process: ribosomal large subunit biogenesis. The transcript has 8 exons. Gene Ontology annotation, molecular function: GTP binding; RNA binding; GTPase activity. The record is from RefSeq and is a predicted model, not a curated record. Lineage: Eukaryota; Metazoa; Arthropoda; Insecta; Hymenoptera; Pteromalidae. Bases 174 to 2096 code for a protein of 640 amino acids. Gene Ontology annotation, cellular component: nucleolus.